GCCGGAGCUCGCCAGCCGAGGCAGCACGGCUCCGCGGACUUUUUUUCAAACUCUCAUCAAUGAGACUUCGAGGAGGAGCGGGAGGCGGCGGCGGCGGACGCGGAGGCAGGCGAGGAAGAGCCGGGGCAUCCGGAGGAGCUGGAAGAAGGAGCGCGGGCCGCACGGCGCGCCGGAGCCUCGGGGAGCUGCCCGCCUGCCGGCGAUAGGGGCGACCGGGCCCCAGCCCGCCUCUCGGUCCCCUCCCCUGCUUGGCCGGCCCCGCCCCGGCCGGACUGAGCCCCGGCACACUGCAGCCCGCGGCGGGUCGCCGCGCCAGCCAAGUUGGGAUGGGGGCUCGCAGCCUCCGCCCGGCGCCCGAGAGGCCACCUGCGUGCUAGAGGCAAACUUUUGUCUCCCUCGGGCUGCCACCCAGGACUAUGAGCGGCUAAGAUGGAGACGUCCGCUUCAGCCACUGCCGCGGAGAAGAAAGAAGCCAAAAGUGGGAUCCUGGAGGGCGCUGCUUUCCCUGACCCGGGCAGGAAGGCCUCUGCUCUGGCCGUGGCCACUGUGGCAGCGGCUGCGGCAGCAGCUGCCCAAGGAGUGCCGCAGCACCUUUUGCCUCCGUUCCAUGCUCCCUUACCGAUUGACAUGAGACACCAGGAGGGAAGGUACCAUUACGAGCCUCACUCUGUCCACAGCGUGCACGGGCCUCCUGCCCUGAGCGGCAGCCCUGUCAUCUCCGACAUCUCAUUGAUCCGGCUUUCCCCACACCCCGCCGGCCCUGGGGAGUCCCCCUUCAAUGCACCCCACCCGUACGUGAGCCCCCACAUGGAGCAUUACCUUCGUGCCGUGCACAGCAGCCCCACGCUUCCCACGAUCUCUGCAGCCAGGGGUCUCAGCCCUGCUGAUGUGGCCCACGAGCACCUUAAGGAGAGGGGACUGUUUGGCCUCCCCCCGGCAGGCACCAACCCCUCAGACUAUUACCACCAGAUGACCCUCAUGGCGGGCCACCCCACGCCAUACGGGGACCUGCUGAUGCAGACUGGGGGUGCCACUGGUGCACCCCACCUCCAUGACUACCUCAAUCCAGUGGAUGUGUCGCGCUUCUCCAGCCCACGGGUGACACCACGCCUGAGCCGCAAGCGGGCGCUGUCCAUCUCCCCACUCUCGGACGCCAGCCUCGACCUGCAGAGGAUGAUCCGGACCUCACCCAACUCGCUGGUGGCCUAUAUCAACAACUCACGCAGCAGCUCUGCAGCCAGCGGCUCCUAUGGGCAUCUGUCAGCGGGCACCCUCAGCCCAGCCUUCACCUUCCCCCACCCCAUCAACCCCGUGGCCUACCAGCAGAUCCUGAGCCAGCAGAGGGGCGUGGGCUCGGCCUUCGGACACACGCCACCCCUGAUCCAGCCCUCGCCCACCUUCCUGGCCCAGCAGCCCGUAGCCCUCACCUCCAUCAAUGCCACACCCACCCAGCUUAGCAGCAGCAGCAGCAACUGUCUGAGUGACGCCACCCAGAACAAGCAGAACAGUGAGUCGGCUGUAAGCAGCACCGUCAACCCCAUCGUCAUUCAUAAGCGCAGCAAGGUCAAGACUGAGGCCGAGGGCCUGCGGCCAGCCUCCCCACUGACCCUGACACAGGAGCAGCUGGCUGACCUCAAGGAAGACCUGGACAGGGAGGAGUGUAAGCAGGAGGCUGAGGUGGUCAUCUAUGAGACCAGCUGCCACUGGGAAGACUGCACCAAGGAGUAUGACACCCAGGAGCAGCUCGUGCACCACAUCAACAACGAGCACAUCCACGGGGAGAAGAAGGAGUUCGUGUGCCGCUGGCAGGCCUGCACGCGGGAGCAGAAGCCCUUUAAGGCGCAGUACAUGCUGGUGGUGCAUAUGCGCCGGCACACGGGCGAGAAGCCCCACAAGUGCACGUUUGAGGGCUGCUCGAAGGCCUACUCUCGCCUGGAGAACCUGAAGACACACCUGCGGUCCCACACUGGGGAGAAGCCAUAUGUGUGUGAGCACGAGGGCUGCAACAAGGCCUUCUCCAACGCCUCGGACCGCGCCAAGCACCAGAACCGCACCCACUCCAAUGAGAAACCCUACAUCUGCAAGAUCCCAGGCUGCACUAAGCGCUACACGGACCCCAGCUCUCUCCGGAAACACGUGAAAACCGUGCACGGCCCAGAUGCUCACGUCACCAAGAAGCAGCGCAACGACGUGCACGUCCGGGCCGCGCUGCUCAAGGAGAACGGGGACAGCGAGGCCAGCGCCGAGCGCGGCGGCCGGGGCUCCGAGGACGGCACGGAGGCCAGCAGCACCAGCCAGGCCGUGGAGGACUGCCUGCACAUCAAAGCCAUCAAGACUGAGAGCGCCGGGCUGUGUCAGUCCAGCCCCGGGGCCCAGUCAUCCUGCAGCAGCGAGCCCUCUCCCUUGGGCAGUGCCCCCAACAAUGACAGUGGCGUGGACAUGCCAGGGACAGGGCCUGGGAGCCUGGGAGACCUGACAGCUCUGGAUGACACGCCCCCAGGGGCCGACGCCUCAGCCCUGGCCACCCCCUCCGCUGGUGGCCUGCAGCUGCGCCAACACCUGACCGCCAUGCACCGGUUAGAGCAGCUCAAGAAGGAGAAGCUCAAGUCACUCAAGGAUUCCUGCUCAUGGGCCGGACCGGCUCCACAUACCCGGAACACCAAGCUGCCUCCCCUCCCGGGAAGUGGCUCCAUUCUGGAAAACUUCAGCGGCGGUGGAAGUGGCAGGCCAGUAGGACUGCUGCCCAACCCAAGGCUGUCCGAGCUGUCUUCAAGCGACGUGACCAUGCUGAGCCACCUGCAGGAGCGCCGCGACAGCUCCACCAGCACGGUCAGCUCAGCCUACACCGUGAGCCGCCGCUCCUCGGGUAUCUCCCCGUACUUCUCCAGCCGCCGCUCCAGCGAAGCCUCGCCCAUGGGCGCUGGCCGCCAGCACCAUGCCAGCUCUGCCGACUCCUACGACCCCAUCUCCACUGACGCGUCGCGGCGCUCGAGCGAGGCCAGCCAGUGCAGUGGCGGCGGUGCGGGGCCGCUCAGCCUGACGCCGGCGCAGCAGUACAGCCUGCGGGCCAAGUACGCGGCGGCCACAGGCGGGCCUCCCCCCACGCCGCUGCCGGGCCUGGAGCGUGGGAGUCUGCGGGCCCGGCUGGCGCUGCUGGAUGCUCCCGAGCGCGCCUUGGGGCCCCGGAGGGGCAGCGGUGGGCCAGCCUAUGGCUUCGCAGGGCCUGCGCCCGCCUUCCCCCACGAAGCACCAGGUGGUGGAGCACGGCGGGCCAGUGACCCAGUGAGGCGGCCGGACGCCCUGGCUCCCCCACGGGUGCAGCGCUUCCACAGUGCCCACGACGUGAACCCGGCACCGCUGCCUCCCUGCGCCGCGGACAGGCGCGGCCUCCGCCUGCAGGGUCCCGCCAGCGCUGACGGCAGCCUGGCCCGCGGUGCCUACUCUCCCCGGCCGCCCAGCAUCAGCGAGAACGCGGUGAUGGAGGCCAUGGCGGCGGGGACAGACAGUAUGGGGCCUGAGGGCAAUCUCGUGUUGCCCGAGGACGACCUUGUGCUGCCCGACGACGUGGUGCAGUACAUCAAGGCACAUGCCGGUGGCGCCGUGGAUGAGAGUGCCCCGCAGGUAUAUCCUCCGGAAAGCACCUGCUUCUCUGAGCACCCCAAACUGCCCAGCCAGCGCAGGAUGGUGGCUGCGGACUCCAACGUGGGCCCUUCUGCCCCUGUGCUGGGAGGCUGCCAGCUGGGCUAUGGGGCCCCCUCCAGCCUGAACAAAAACAGCAUGCCUGUGCAGUGGAAUGAGGUGAGCUCGGGCACCAUGGACGCCCUGGCCAGCCAGGUGAAGGCUUCACCCUUUCCUCAGGGCAAUCUGGCUGUGGUGCAGCAGAAGCCGGCCUUUGGUCAGUACCCAGGCUACAGUCCGCAAGGCCUACAGCCCAGCCCCGGGGCGCUGGACCGCACGCAGCCACACCUUCAGCCUGGCAGCGGAGCUCCCUCAGCACCCAGGGUAAACUAUAUGCAGCAGCUGCGGCAGCCAGGAACAGGUGGCCAAUGUCCCAGCAUGACCACCACUGUGAGCCCCCACACCAGCUAUGGCCAAGCCCACCCCCAGCUGAGCUCCAGUACCAUGGGUGGGACCCUGAACCAGUUCCCUCCAUCCUGCAGCAACCUGGCAGCCAAGCCAGGUCACCUGGGGCUCCCCCAGCAAAUGGAAGUUGCUCCCGACCCCACCAUGAUGGGUAGCAGCCGCAGGGAACUUGGGGUCCCCAAUUCUACCCUGGCUGGGAUGGUACCACCUCACCCAGCCCAGAGCUACCCACACCAGGGCCAUCACCUGGCAACCUCCAUGAGCCAGGAAGGCUACCGCCAGGGCACCAGCCAUCUGCCUUCCCACCAGCCUGGCUUCAUGGAGCUCCAGCAGGGCACAGUGGGGCUGGCUGGAUCAAGCUUUGGCCUAGUGCAACCUCGACCACCCCCAGAGCCCAGCCCUGCUGGCCGCCACCGUGGGGUACGUGCUGGGCAGCAGCUGGCCUAUGGCAGGGCCACUGGUCAUGCCAUGACUGCUGUGUCAGCCAACCAGGAGAUGGCAGAGUCUGUGCCCAAGGGAGCAAUGGGCACCAUGGUGUCCCUGCCUCCUCAGCUGCCCCCACAGGACACAGGUGGGGCCCAGGACCACAGUAUGCUCUACUACUAUGGCCAGAUCCAUAUGUAUGAACAGAACGGAGGCCUGGAGAACCCAGUAGGCUGCCAGAUCAUGAGGUCUCAGCCACCGCAGCCACAGGCCUGCCCGGAGAGCAUCCAGCCCCAGCCCUUGCCCUCGCCAGGGGUCAACCAGGUAUCCAGCACUGUGGACUCCCAGCUGCUGGAGCCCCCCCAGAUUGAUUUCGACGCCAUCAUGGAUGACGGCGAUCACUCGAGCUUGCUCUCGGGCACACUGAGCCCAAGCCUCCUGCACAGCCUCUCCCAGAGCUCCUCCCGCCUCACCACCCCACGGAGCUCCCUGACUCUGCCCUCCAUCCCCACGGGCAUCAGCAACAUGGCCGUUGGGGACAUGAGCUCUAUGCUCACCAGUCUGGCCGAGGAGAGCAAGUUCCUGAACAUGAUGACCUAAGACCCCCGCCCCUGGCGUUGAGCGGACCUGGAGGAACCGUCCAUUCCCAGAGCAUGGGGCUGUCAUCCAUUCCGUCUUUUUCCAAAAUAGUAUUAAUAGGUCUGAGGGAGUUUGCCAAUGGCUGGGUUCAGACCACAGAUGCUCUAAGGGCAAGUUUAUGUGCAUCCUGUCUGGUCUUCUUUUGGAUUAUUUUUCAGAACAUGAAAAAAAUAUCUCAACAGGAAAAACUCGUUUACACAGUACUUCCCGCCUUUGGUGUUUAUAGGACCACUCCGCUCUGGCUUCUUCGCCUCUGUCAUUUGGCUAAUGAGGGAUCACAUUGGCCAAGGCUUUCCAAGUAUACAAGGAAAGAAGAUAAAGGAACCACAUUUGGGUUUGAAUCUGAAAGUCUUACUGAAUAUACUAAUCCAGGAAGGUAAGCUUCUCAUUCUGGUACCUGCAAGAAAAAGGAGUUGCUGGACCACUGGAAUUCUGUGCAGCUUAAUUCCUGAGGCCUCUGACAUCCCCUGCCACAGAGGAAAACAAGAUUUUACCUAGGUGAUUCGGAAGCACACCCUGAUUCCAGGUUUGGUAGAGCUGGCAUCUCUACCCUGCAAAGCCAAGUCUGCAACUGGCAGACUGUCCAAGUGUAUAUGAAUGAGUAAAGUAUGGAAAUCUUGCCAGAAAAAAGAAAGAAAAAACUGUAGUGCUCGGGGCAUGCCCCAAAACGACCCUGGCCUCUCCAGACCGUGUUUACAGUGUUCAUGCAUGUAGAAUGUAGCCCUGCCUGAAAAGAACACUUGUUUCCAAAUACCUCGGGGCUGCUGGAGCUGCUGUGGGUUAGGGAUGGACGGAGGGCAGCCAAGCGUAGGAUGGGACCUCGAGAAAGUGAGUGUGCACACGGGGCCCAGCCCCAGACCGCCCUGGUGGUUUCCAGUAGGAAGAGGAAGUCACAUGUUUACCCAAUUCUGUUUCUCCAGUGCACUGUCCACCCACUUUACCAUGGGAAACCCCAGGGCCUGAUAGCAGCCUCUGCUUAGGUUCCUCUAGGCCGUGCUGUCCACUCACCAGCAGCCCAGUGGUCUGCGCCAAGCCACAACAUGCAGUCCCGGUAACUUCUGGAUUCCCUUCCCUCUGCCCUCUUGUUCAUUUCAGAGCAUGAUGACAUGCAUGGUGUUUUUGGUGGGGGCGGGAGGGUAAAGCGGUUGAUUCCAGGGACUCUGAGGGACCAUCACUGAACUUUCCUGUUCAGUGUGACCAAGCCCCAACCCCAAAUGGAUUUGAAACUGGUGUCAGAAGACAUUGUUUCCGAACAUACUGCAGGGUGAAUUGGUGCAUCCGCCCCACCACACACACAUACAAAGCCCACACCGUUCCCACGUGGAAUUUAUGGCAACCUUGCCAAAGCCAACUGUACCACCAUGAGCCUGAUGCUGACUGUGACCCUGGUUUCAGGCAGAGGAAGGCCAGCACCUUACCUGGGCCCUGUGCAUCCAGGACACCAAACGCUUUGUAAGGGUCCAAAGUCAAGACCAAGUCCAGAUAGCAGCCCUGGGACAGGACCAGGGGUCUGGGCUCUGGUGGCCAUUCCCUCCCUGAGCUGCGAGUUCACUAGCCGUUCCCGCCCUGUAUAUAGUCUGUACAGAAGACAUCCCUGAACAUACUCUAGGUGAAUCAUCCAGCCGAAUUUAUAUCUCCAAAGCAUUUUUAGCUUUUUCUACAUGCUAUGAAUUGAGAUG
This is a messenger RNA of Rhinolophus ferrumequinum (greater horseshoe bat), 6824 nucleotides long. It is a transcript of the gene GLI2, whose product is annotated as GLI family zinc finger 2. Gene Ontology annotation, biological process: smoothened signaling pathway; regulation of transcription by RNA polymerase II. The transcript is spliced from 14 exons. Gene Ontology annotation, molecular function: RNA polymerase II cis-regulatory region sequence-specific DNA binding; DNA-binding transcription factor activity, RNA polymerase II-specific. Gene Ontology annotation, cellular component: nucleus. NCBI's taxonomy places the organism in Eukaryota, Metazoa, Chordata, Mammalia, Chiroptera, Rhinolophidae. The coding region runs from base 430 to 5106 and encodes 1558 amino acids. The record is from RefSeq and is a predicted model, not a curated record.